UGAAAAUGUCCUCGAAACCGGUAACGCCGGUCCAGCAGCGUCGGCCGUAUCCCGGCGAAAGCGAAUCCACCAGGAUACCGCAACCGUUCUGCCGGUCAUACUCGCUGCGCAUGCGCACCAGCCGAAGCUUCCAUGACUACCAACAUUACCGGAGCGAGUGCUGCGAUUGUGACGGUGGUAUCGCUCAGCAGCUGGGCAGCCAUCCAAGCAACCUAGUCAUGCAAGGAUCGGGCGCGAAGACGAAAAGUGCGCCCGUGGCACCGUCCGGUGGUAAUAAAUCGAUUGCUUCCCAUGGCUACCAUGGCCACCACCACCAGUCGCAGCAGCAUUCACCGACGAUGGCGACUUCGAAUCCUGGCGACGAGGUGGACUCAUUCGUCGUUCCAACCACCAGCGGAAAGGAUGGGUCGGUACCGAACGGUGUGAUACCGCACGGUGAUGGCCCUCAGGUCCUUGGAAACUGUAUUUCGUCACCGUCGUCGUCGUCGUCGCUGGGAGCGCUGUGCAAAGCGAAGGGAUCCUGCCAGCAGCUGAAGCAGCAGCAGAAUCACCAUGAACGUGGAAUGUCUUUGAAUCUUGUCAACUCUGGACACAGUAGCAGUAGUCAAAGAACGCCAAGAACUCCGCAAACGCCCAACGGAGGCCCAGGAAUAGGAUUGCAGCGCGUAGUCGCUUCAGGUAUUGUUGGAGGACUGAGCCCGAAGACGCCGCCCGUAUCGCCGGAAUCGCCGAUCAACAGCUACUUGGAUGACGAUCUAGACUCCCUGCACAGCUACAGCUCGGUGGCGAGCGGCAUGUCGUGUGACCAUCCGUACGUGGCUCGAAACGGGACCACCUUUAGUGGCCGUAAGAUGAAGUACGUGGUGCACUGUUCAAGCCAUGCCGGCCAGACCGGAGGCGACUACCUAACACCGACACAACGCGCUCAACGUCAGAUCCGGCGGCUAAAGGAGCUGUUGUCCCAGGCUCGGUGUGACCUGGAGCAGCGGGACAGCGAGAUCCUUCGUCUGACUAAGGAGGUGGUGGAGUUGCGGUUGUUCAAGGCAUCGCUCAGCUCCCCGGAGGAGCGUAGCAACUCGAGCGAUGCCGUUACGGUGCGAGAGAAUACAACGAACGACGUGAACACACCGAGCUCCAGUCAGGACAUUUCGCCCAUCGUCGAUCAGAUUGAUGAGGGUGUCGCGAAGGCGAGUCCUCGCCACCAUCACCAUCACAUGCAGGCUGGUAUCCAUCAGGUGCAGUUCAUCGACAAGCUGUCGACGUCGGAGAUGCAAAGCUCGUUCGCCGAUUCUGGCCACUUCGAAGACAUCACGACUUCGUCGAUCCACUCGAAGGACUCGUACGUGCACACGCAGGAUCGUGCAUGUGGCAGCGAUGAGGAGAUGGACGCGGAGAAGAAGCGUCUGGUUGCCCUGUACGAAGAGCGCAUCGAGGAGCUGAUCAAGCAACACCAGUCGGAGGAGCAGCAGCUGCGAACGUCGAACAACGAUCGGUUCGAGGUGUUGCUGCAAAAGCUGGCCGAGUCCAACACGCGCUAUUGCGAUCUGGUGCCGGACUACGAGCAGGCUAAGGAACGCAUCCGAGAGCUUGAGAAGCAGCUGGAAAAACUGCAGGCACAACUGCAGGAGCAGGAAGACAAGGCAAACAAGAUGUAUCUUCACAUGUACACCAAGGAUCAGGAAGGGGAACGACUGGAGCAAGCGGAUCGUGUCAGUGACAUGGCCCAAGCUUCGCCCAACCGUGUGUCCGUUCCAGAGCUUCUGCAGCAGCUCCAGGUCACGCAAGACGAGUUGGAAAACAUUCGGGAUACGAAAUAUCAGCAAGAAUACGGCGGUACGCAGGUUUUACUGAGCGCAAAAGAAGCGAUCUCACUCUGGCUUCUCGGUGCCCGUAAGACCAUGUAUAAGCGAUUGAUAGACGCCCAGCAGACUAAGAACAAGGUUGAUCCCGAAGUAACGCUGCAAUUCCUGAAAAGCGCUAUCUACUACUUCCUGACGGACAAGGAAAAUUCCCAGGGUCACUUAAAUGCUAUCGAAAGUAUUCUGGGUUUUUCGGAUGUGGAGCGCUCCAACAUUGAUAAGGCCCGGGCGUACAAGUAGACCUACCGCGGUUAGAUUACAAAGAAGCAUUAAGUUGUUUUACUGCAACACACAAACACACAGAAAUUUAGGCAACACCGAAACUUAAAUGUAGAUAAGAUUUUAACGCUCUUUACAAUUGUUAUGGAAUUAUGAAGAAUGCAGCUCGAAGUACUGAAAUGAGUUUGAAUAGCAAGUUAACUAUUCUACGCCCUUGAGGAAUCGAGUGGUCGAUCAAGAGAGUAACUCUGGAACGGAUUUAUGGAUAGAUCUUUAAGAAGAGCCUAACAAAGUUUAUAAGCUGAAAAAAGCAUAGAAAAAUUAUCCAUCACCCAAACAGUUGUGAUGAAAUGAGUGUGCAACGAUCUUUUUUUUUGAAUAAUUGUGACGGAGAUUUAAACAUUUCGAGUUAAGACAUUCUCCGUUGUUCCUUUACUCUCGGUUUAGUAUUUAUUCGUAAAAGAUAGCUACCGUUGGUUUUGGUACGAUUUUAUCUUAAGAACCGAUUUUAUUCGAUGAUCUUAUUCUCCUUUUCUUGUGUAUUAUUCGUGGAGACUAGACGAAACGGGUGCUUUAAAUGAAUUCCAUUUUAUACGUUAAAAAGAUUGUUGCAGGUUUCUGUUCGUGUACGCUACCACAAAAGUAAAGAAAUGAAAUAUUCUCUGCCAUCCACGUUUUUACAUAACACAGACACAAAAGUAGACAAACAGAAUAGAAUCGUUGUCCGUAGAGAUGCGGAGCAAUUUUCCGCUGUGUUGCCGCUUGAAGAUAGACACGAAACAACGCGUACGUCCAGAUGGAGCAGCUUUCAAUGCAUUAGAUAAGUAAUUUAGCUAUCACCAAAAAAUAUAACAGACGCCAGUGAGAAAAGGAGCCUAUUUUUUUUUCGUAUGAGCAGAAAAAUCCGUUUACUGAAGGUUUCCCUCGUAGAACUAUUCAGGUUUGUACGAUCGAAAUCCUAGGAAAAACAUAACAGAGCAAGGAAAGUCAUCAGUAAGGAAAACGUGAUUUCUCGACACACGAUCAGUGAAAAUGAAGGUGAAAGAUAAUGAGAGAGAGAGAGAGAGAAAUAAAUAAAGAGAGCGAGAGAGAAACAGUAGUUUGCAAUCCAUGCAAUAGUGCCUCAACGAAGUGCAUGUAUGCAAGGUAUUUUUGUCAGCGCUUUAUGGCAGUAACGGCAGGGUAGAGCAUAAUUCGGACUACAGGCUGCUUAACGCAUCUAAGCGGUGCAUGCUGGCAAGGGAAUGAUAGAAAAUUAUACAAGUAUUCGGUAAUGCAACUGAUUACGACGAUUGAGAGAUAAUAUUACAUCAUUAAAGUAAAAUAAAACUAAGAGACGUUAUUGUUGCAAAA
Messenger RNA from Anopheles nili, 3431 nucleotides. RefSeq names its product protein quick-to-court (gene qtc). Bases 6 to 2099 code for a protein of 697 amino acids. The transcript is spliced from 5 exons. Lineage: Eukaryota; Metazoa; Arthropoda; Insecta; Diptera; Culicidae. The record is from RefSeq and is a predicted model, not a curated record.